Molecule: messenger RNA, 796 nt
Organism: Cottoperca gobio
Lineage: Eukaryota; Metazoa; Chordata; Actinopteri; Perciformes; Bovichtidae
Product: thiosulfate:glutathione sulfurtransferase
Exons: 5
Coding region: 52-552 (166 amino acids)
Source: RefSeq, a predicted model, not a curated record
AGACAAACGAAAACGAUGUAGAAGAAGAAAGACGUGUGCACGUGACGCGUCAUGCACGGGGCUCCUCUCUGCACGAUGCUUUCUUACCUGCUGUCUCGAAGUUUCUGCCAGGUGGUUGCGGAAGUAAACCGCAGGUCUUACCCGACCUGUGGCUCAGCUUUACGGGCUUUUACAACCUCGAGUCCCAAAUUCGAAGAAGCAUCCGAAAAUGCUUCAGUGGUGACCUACUCGGAGCUUAAGACCAUGCUGUCCAACCGAGACAUUCAGCUGUUUGAUGUGAGGAAUCCGGAUGAAUACCAGGCUGGACGUAUUCCAGAUGCCGUCAACAUCCCAUUGGGCAACCUGGAAGAGUCUCUGAAGCUGUCCCCAGAGCCGUUUCAGCAGAAAUUUGAAGCGAAGGCUCCUGGGAAAGAAGACGACAACAUCGUGUUUCACUGCAGAAGUGGCAAGAGGAGCUCCAAAGCGCUGGACAUCGCCCGUCAGCUGGGAUUUAGCAGGUCCAGACAUUAUGAAGGAGGUUACAGCGAGUGGGCUGAGAAGGAAGGGAGAUGAACCCGGGGCUGAAUUCUUGCUUUACUUCCACAGUUUAAUUUAGAAAUGCAGCUAAUACAAAAUGAUAAAUGAGCGACAUUCAGCUACACGUUAGAUUCACAUGAACAGUUUCUUUAUUACAUAUUAACUACGACUUUAUAGGUAAAUACCACUUUAAAGUUGUGCAUGUGCUGUGUAACCUUUUUAUUCAACCUGAUUUAAUGUGAAGGUGCUUGAUGUUUAUUAAAUUCUAUACAAAUCUCAA